Messenger RNA from Paramecium tetraurelia, 765 nucleotides. RefSeq lists its product as uncharacterized. The transcript has 3 exons. Gene Ontology annotation, biological process: signal transduction. Gene Ontology annotation, cellular component: cytoplasm. The record is from RefSeq and is a predicted model, not a curated record. Lineage: Eukaryota; Ciliophora; Oligohymenophorea; Peniculida; Parameciidae.
AUGAAUAAAUUUAGUAGAGAAGAAUUUUUAUUCUUAGCUCGAAUUGCGUAAUAAACAGAACGAUUUAAUGACAUGAUCGAAUUCAUUAAGCAUUUCUUGGAUCAAGAAUUGAACAAGGAGGAAAGAAGCAUUUUAUCAGCAGCAUAUAAAAAUGUGGUGGGUAAUAAAAGAGCAGAAUUGAGAGUGCUCACUGCCAUCGAAUAAAAAGAGUCGAGGAAACAAACCGAUCAAUACACUUUAAAUUAUAUCAGAAAUUAUAAGCAUAAAAUUGAAGGCGAACUCAAAAACUCAUGUUCUGAAAUACUCAACUUAAUUGAUAGCACUCUCUAUCCAAAUGCAAAAUAAGUUGAUAGCAAAGUCUUUUAUUUAAAAAUGAAGGGAGAUUAUAAUAGAUAUUUGGCAGAAUUCUUAUUAGAUAAUGAAUAUCAUGCUGCCGUUGAAUAGGCCACUCAGUCUUACAAAGAGGCAGAUGUACUGGCUAAGUCAAAUUUAUCGACUACUUCUCCUAUUCGCUUGGGCUUACAUCUAAAUCAGUCAGUGUUUUAUUAUGAAAUCUUAUAAAAUGCAACUGAAGCUAUUCGAAUAGCCAAUGAUGCUUUUGAAUAAGCUAUUGCUUAGGUUGAUACUGUGAAUGAAGAGAAUUAUAAGGAUUGCACUCUCAUCAUGCAAUUAUUAAGAGACAAUUUGACUUUAUGGAAUAAUCCCGAAGAAGAAGCUAAUGAAGAUUAAUGAAUUAUUAUAAAUCUAUUAGAAUUAGAUUAAUUG